ACGCUGUCAGUAUACACGGAGCUGGUGGGUUUGUGGAAUUUUACUAUUAGUUUUACCAUCGUUAAUGUACCCAAAGCCAACGACUCGCUCUGAGCCCCCCGCAGUAAGUAUCGCUCGGUAGAACUCCAGAAUGUCCUCAAUGUCUAGAAGUUAGCUUGUCUUUAUUACGAUAUAUAUACGUUCCCAAAAUUCUUUUAUUGCUCGCUCAACGUUCUUAAUUCUUACAGAUCACACUUCGUUAUCAUGAGAAGUUUGGCGCUUUGGGAACUUCUCGUUCUACUUUUGGUGGGAAACGGUUCUUCUGCCAAGCCUUCCUGCUCCACUCAGAAGGACAAGUUGGACAAGGUGGAGACGUCGUGCACCAACCUUGGUUUGACCGGCAUCCCUUUGGACGGCAUUCCCACCGACACGCAGAUCCUCAUCUUGAGUUUCAACUCUUUGAAGUCCGUCUCCACCUCAAGCUUCAAAAGUUUCCCGCAGCUGGUAGAGCUGGACUUAUCCAACAAUGGGAUGUCUGUCAUCGACGUUGACUUACCGUUGAAGUUGGAAGACCUGAACUUGGCCAACAACUCGUUCGACAAGCUACCGAAGCUCUCCCAGUUGAAUAGUUUGGUAAAGCUUGACCUGUCCAACAACCGGAUUGUGACUGUGCCAGACGCCGCUUUCCACGGCCUGAAGAAGCUGAAAUCAUUGUAUCUUCAGGCUAAUAAGAUCCAGGAUCUUCCCGAUAAGGUUUUCGAAGGCCUGCAGCUCCUGGAAACUCUGGAUCUAUCGUCUAAUGAACUGUGGCAGGUCCCGCAGCAUCUCAUCUACGAUUCGGUGCGGAUGGAGAAGUUUCACUUAAGCGGCAAUCGUCUCACGGAAAUUCCGGAUUUGUUUUUUGAGGGGCUGGAUAAUUUGGCUUACGUGUACCUGGACAAGAACCCGUGGAACUGUAACUGCGCUCUUGCGUAUUUCAAGGACUGGGUGGAAGAAAACGAACACAACAUCUACACCAUUGUGAGCGGAACUCCGGUCAACGACGGGAGAAGUGUCCUCUGCUCAAACAAGUUACCGCUUUUGGAUUACUCCACCGAGCACUGUAAAAGUACAGGAGACGCUGGACCGGGUGUGGCCAAAACCGAAAGGCAACCAUCAACAGAAGUGCCAACCACAUCCGCAACCACACCGGUGGAGACUACAAGCCUAGAAACCACAAAAAUGCCUACCACCGAAGUUCAGACUACAACCCUAGAAACUACAACGCUGGCAACCACCGAAGUUCCGACUACAACCCUAGAAACUACAACACUGGCAACCACCGAAGUUCCGACUACAACCCUAGAAACUACAACACUGGCAACCACCGAAGUUCAGACUACAACCCCAGAAACUACAACACAGUUGAAGACUACAAGCAAAGCAGUAAUUCCAACUACCACGGUAGAGCAUACAAGCCUAGAAACCACACAACUGACAACCACAGAGGUAGUCAGUACGCAUCAUACAACAACCCCAGAAUCAUCCACCAAGAUGACAACCUCUACACCAUCACCAACCACUACCAGAUGGACAGAGGAGACUCCAACAAGACCAGCUUCUACACUCACAGUGCCACUAACCACCACGGCCACGUCACUCUACCCAACAACACAAACUCCUGCACCAGCAGAAAUCGACGUUCCCGUAGCACCCGUGGCCAUGAAACAUUGGCGACUGUGGCUGGUGGAGACCAUCAUCAGGCACUGCUGUUUCCUUCACUUCUUGCUGUACACGCUGAUCGUUGGCGGUCUCGUCCUUCAGAUCGUGGUGUGUCUGGGGUUGCUGGUAUGGGGGUACACCUCCUACAACGUAUAUUUCCAAAUACUGACACAAAAGGCCCCCGGAGUCCGGCUGACGCGAUACAGUCAGAGAAUAUCGAGAAACGAGGACGAGAUCCUGCUGGUGCACGACGGCCACGGAGAUUCCACCUUCACAGACGGGUCGGCCGGAGAGCCGGUCCCGAUACUACUGCUAGAGGCGAGGUCCAGAGAGAACGGCAGGAGGUUCACGUCCGCUAUCUUACCGUGACGCUGUGCCAAGGUACGCCAGCUACAUGUGUAUCAGGCCCUACACCCGGACAGAAGACAAGGACCCUGUGUACUGUAUAAUACUACCGAGUACCUCCAAAAUAAAACAUGACAAACCUG
Messenger RNA from Spea bombifrons (plains spadefoot toad), 2168 nucleotides. It is a transcript of the gene GP1BA, whose product is annotated as glycoprotein Ib platelet subunit alpha. Gene Ontology annotation, molecular function: protein binding. The coding region runs from base 244 to 2049 and encodes 601 amino acids. The transcript has 2 exons. Lineage: Eukaryota; Metazoa; Chordata; Amphibia; Anura; Pelobatidae. The record is from RefSeq and is a predicted model, not a curated record.